AAUUCCAAGCCGCGGAAAUUUCUCGCUCGGUCAAAUGUGAUGAUUUGGACGAUUCUAAAUGAUGGCCUAACUACUAGGUAGCAAGCUCGUGCUUAGGAUUUCCCAUUGAACAUUGUCCCAUCUCGUACGAACGAAGACAUAUAAUAGGUAGAUGUUCUCUCCUUCCUCUUCAUCAUACAGCAGUCAAUAUUACCAAGUUUGUUCUAUUCUGUUGUGUGUGUUCUCUGUACUCCUAAGCCCUUGACACUGUUGGUGUAAAAGUUUCCGCGAAGGCUCCGAAACCUCCAUCAUGGCACGCAAGACCGGCCUCGCUCCAGCCGUGGCGCUGAUAGCCGCGGGCCUCAUGGUCGUGACCCCUCCUGUCGUCAAUGCCUCACCGCCCGGCACCAAGGACGUCACUGCCGUCCUUUUCGAGUGGAACUUUAACUCCGUAGCCAAGGAGUGCACCAACACUAUCGGUCCCGCCGGCUACGGAUAUGUUCAGGUCUCUCCGCCCGCCGAGCAUAUUCAGGGCGCGCAGUGGUGGACCUCGUACCAGCCUGUGUCGUACAAGAUUGCCGGCCGCCUCGGCGACCGCACGUCCUUCCAGAACAUGAUUAAUACCUGCCACGGAGCCGGCGUCAAGGUCGUCGUCGACACCGUCAUUAACCACAUGUCCGCCGGCAGUGGCACUGGCACCGGUGGAACGUCGUACACCAAGUACAACUACCCGGGCCUGUACUCCUCCUACGACUUCGACGACUGCACCGCGCAGGUCUCCAACUACGCUGACCGUUUCAACGUCCAGCACUGCGAACUUGUCGGCCUGUCCGACCUGGACACCAACGAGGAGUACCCCCGCAAGGCUAUCUCCGGCUACAUAAACGACCUGAUCAGUCUCGGCGUCGACGGCUUCCGCGUCGACGGCGCCAAGCACAUAGCAACCGAAGACCUUGCCAAUAUCAAGUCCCGCCUGGCCAACCCGGCCGCGUACUGGAAGCAGGAAGUCAUCUAUGGCGCUGGGGAGGCCGUCCAGCCCACAGAAUACACCGGAAACGGCGACGUCCAGGAGUUCCGCUACGCCUACGACCUCAAGCGUGUCUUCAACAGCGAGAAGCUCGCCUAUCUAAGCAACUUCGGGGAGGGCUGGGGCUACUUGGGCAGCUCUGUCGCCGCCGUCUUCGUCGACAACCACGACACGGAGCGCAACGGUGCCACUCUCAAUUACAAGGACAAUGCCAAGUACACGCUGGCUUCCGUCUUCAUGCUCGCCCACCCCUACGGCGCCCCGGAUGUUCACUCCGGCUACGAAUUCUCCGACAACGACGCUGGACCACCUAACAACGGCGCUGUCAGCGCCUGCUGGCAGAACGGGUGGAAAUGUCAGCACGCCUGGGCGGAGAUCAUGCGCAUGGUCGCCUUCCGCAACGCCGUCCGCGGCCAAGCGCUGACAAACUGGUGGGACAAUGGCAACAAUGCCAUCGGUUUCGGACGCGGUAGCAAGGGAUACGUCGCCAUUAACCACGAAUCGGGUUCCGUGACCCAGACAUUCCAAACUUCACUGUCUGCAGGGACGUACUGCAAUGUCCAGAGCAACACCUACGUUACGGUGAAUUCGAGCGGCCAGUUCACCGCCACCCUGGCCUCCGAUACUGCGCUGGCCAUCUACGCUGGGAAGACAUCCUGCUGAGAGCCUGUCCUACCUGCUAGGUGACUUGUCUAGGACCUUUAUGGCAGGAAACUCAGUAUCUCCAUUAGUAGUAGCCCAAACACGGUGUCAAGCCUCAGGUACUCUUGGAAUAUAUUUCUUACUUCCACGCGCUUGUUUUUGGUGGCGUUUUGUGAGGGUGCAUUGUUAAACCUAGGUCGACAUAUUCUAUGAAUUAUAUGAG
This is a messenger RNA of Pseudogymnoascus verrucosus, 1871 nucleotides long. RefSeq lists its product as uncharacterized. Gene Ontology annotation, biological process: carbohydrate metabolic process. The record is from RefSeq and is a predicted model, not a curated record. Bases 290 to 1669 code for a protein of 459 amino acids. Gene Ontology annotation, molecular function: cation binding; alpha-amylase activity. The transcript has a single exon. NCBI's taxonomy places the organism in Eukaryota, Fungi, Ascomycota, Leotiomycetes, Thelebolales, Thelebolaceae.